Messenger RNA from Anneissia japonica, 2574 nucleotides. RefSeq names its product probable low affinity copper uptake protein 2. Gene Ontology annotation, biological process: copper ion transmembrane transport. The coding region runs from base 127 to 678 and encodes 183 amino acids. Gene Ontology annotation, cellular component: membrane. The transcript has 4 exons. The record is from RefSeq and is a predicted model, not a curated record. Gene Ontology annotation, molecular function: copper ion transmembrane transporter activity. NCBI's taxonomy places the organism in Eukaryota, Metazoa, Echinodermata, Crinoidea, Comatulida, Comatulidae.
UCGUCCUUUCGCCCGGAUCGAGAGAGAGAGAGGAAAAAGGAAGGGGUGUCAUGUGAGAUUUUGAGAAAGAAAACAAGUUACAGAUUGCUGGUUAGGCCGCCUAGGCUGGGCUCUCUUUUGUUAAAAAUGCAUAUGACAUUUUACCUCUCCACCAAUGUUGGAAAAUUCUUGUUCGAAAAAUGGACAGUAGAAUCAGUGUCAGAAUUAUUUGGAGCUAUAGCAUUUGUAUGCGUCCUUGCUUUCAUUCUUGGAAUCUUAUCCGUUGCAGUAAGCUUUGUUCAGAGUAGAUACAAAGCUAAUCCACUGCACACCACAAGGCAGUCAAGCCAUGGUACAGACUCACCAACAGCACUGAUUGCUCCUCUCCGGAUUCCAACCAGUAUUAACAAAAUAAAACAGAAAAGGUUGCGUCUUCAUGUAGCCCGAUCUGUUCUGCAUCUUUUAAAAGUCGUCGUCGGUUAUUUCCUAAUGUUAACAAUCAUGACAUACAAUGGAUACAUUGCUAUAGCAAUUUUUGUUUCAUCUGCGUUAACAUAUUUUGCUCUUUCGCCGCUCCGUGACAAAUAUAGCCGUGGACCAUUGAAUAGCCAGGAAAGCAUCAACCACACAGGAAGCAUUAGUGGCAGUUCGCAUAGUUUCUCGCAAAGUACUCCCGGUUCAUAUCCAACUUCCAUUUGAAGUUGCACAUAGUAAUAUUAUAGGAAUGCUAUAAAAUGGUUAUUGCUAUUCAACUUCAUCAUAUUAUAAUAAACAUGUUAUAAGAAUGCUAUGGCAUGGAUAUUAUUACUGGCAAAUGCAACCUCAUACUAAUAACCAUGUCAAAGGAAAUGCUAGUAUAAAUAUAUUAAAUUCAAUAUCAACAUGGAAACGACUGAAUGUUAAAUUGGUGACAUCUACUGUAGUAGUGAAUUUAAUGAUUGAAGAUUUUGGAGUACUAGUUUUAUUUUAUUUUUAUAAAUUAUUGCUAAGUUAUAAACUUAGAUAUUAUGAUGUUAUAAACAUCUUUUUUGAGGGGGUUUUACUGUAUAAAAUAUUUUUACACAAGAAUAAAUUAGCAGGGGUUGUUUAUAUUUAUCAUACUGUAGUUCAGUAUAUUAAUUGUCAAAAGUUAUGUUCUGUUGUAGGUAUGUUGAAGUGGGCACAUACUGUACAUAGCUAGUCAUUUUAUGUUCUAUUGUUGGUUAUUCAAAGGUAGCUAGCAUUAAACAUUAUUAUAUUUGUCUAGUUAUUCAUUACAAAACUUGCUGGGAAAACCAGCAGUGUAAAUAUAAAUGAAAUAUGGUAAUCUUCCAUGGAUAUCUAGAUGUAUCCUUCACUUGUUUUCUCAUUUGCUUAUUUAUUGUUUUUUUUUUUUUUUUCGUCCUGACCCCUCUUCAAUUCGAUUGGUUGAUAUAACAGAUUCUCUCAACAUUUUACACCCGAUACCGCAAAUACUGUAGUUUUAUGUGUGUAGGUUUGUAUAAACAUGUGUAUACGUGUUUUGGUUAUGAGACAGUAGCUCAUGUAGAUACAUAAUAGCCAAUGCAGUUAAUAGAAUUGGAUUGGCCAUCUCUCACUGAUCUGGACAAAGAUAAACAACAUCAUACUGCUGUUUUAUUUCCAUGGUAUUAAAAUAAUUUCACUUCAUUGUCAUUAAAAUGAUUUUAAUGUUUUUAAAUUGUACAUUGCAGUAACAUUCAAUAACAAUGCUGCCCAUUGAUUAAAGUUUGAUGAUAUAUAUAUUUUGAAAAUUUAAUUAUUUAUAUUAUAUUUUUAUUUUAUUCAAUUUCCAGGCGACAAUACAACAGAAUACAAUACCCUGAGGGUUACCAUGAGUGCAAGCCGCUAUCAGAGCGGCUCUCCAUAUUGCAUCAUUACGUAUACUAAAACUAAACAUUAAAACUACCUCUAGGUUUGAUAUAAAAAGGAAAUGCUAAAAUUUUAUAAAUUUUAUUAAUGGGUUGUAACUAUAGAUACAAAUAUUAAGUAAAUAUGCAGUAAUAAAUAAUAUACUUUACAAUAAUCUGGACCAAAUCUCUAGUGAUAAUUACGUACUAUGUACUUGAGUACCAGUACGUAUUAAACAUGGAAUACAGUGCAUUAGAAAUGUAUAGGUUAUUAUAAACAAAUGUAUUUGUACAUCUCGUUGUUAUGAUAUGUAUAAAAGUAAUCAAUAGGGUUGUAAUGUGAGGAUCCUUAUUAAUCAUCUAGCAGGGUGAGUGGGUUUUUGUUGUGAUGAUAAAUAAUGUUAAUUUAGUUGUUGGUGCUUAAUUUUAAUCAAUACCAAGGUGUAUAUAAUACACGUUUUAAUUAGGUAGGAAAACGUACAGGUGAGGUAGUUGUGGUUGAUGAUAAAAAUUCUUUUAAUCCAAAAAUGUGACAAAAGUAUAUUAAUAUUGAAUUUAUGUAGAGCAUUUAGUUGCACUCAGCUUUCAAAUUAUAGAAUGGACUUUUAAACUCAAAUCAAGGCUUGCUCAAAAUGGAUAUGGAACUUUCUUUGGCUUGUAUUUACAGAUAGUGAAUGCGAUGCUAAAGUGCUAAUCUUUUUAUGCGAUUUUAUUGAAUAAAAUGCAUUUUAAUAAGAUGUUUUAAUUA